This is a messenger RNA of Penicillium robsamsonii, 804 nucleotides long. RefSeq names its product FAD-dependent oxidoreductase. Lineage: Eukaryota; Fungi; Ascomycota; Eurotiomycetes; Eurotiales; Aspergillaceae. The transcript is spliced from 2 exons. Gene Ontology annotation, molecular function: monooxygenase activity. The annotation marks the transcript as partial. The record is from RefSeq and is a predicted model, not a curated record. Gene Ontology annotation, biological process: secondary metabolite biosynthetic process.
UUCUUAUUGUUGGAGGUGGACUUGCUGGCCUGGCUAAUAAGGGGAUCUCAUUGUUGUAGGAACCAGUGCACUGAGGACUGCCAAAAAAAAUGGCCUGGUUUCUUAGACAACCUCCGGGGAAAUGCCUAUCACGUGCCCUCGGCCAAGGUCUUCAAGUUUGAUGGAACCUAUGUCUGUGAAGCACCUCUUGGACAGCCUGGCUACCCUUCAGUGACUAUUUCACGCGCAGAAUUUCAACAGCUCUAUAGCUACGUUGUGAGCCUCGGAAUCCCUGUUGGGUUCAACCACUCUGUCUCUUCUUACUAUGAGACAGGAGAGAAGGGUGUUGUCUUUUCUGAUGGAAGGAAGAUACAGGCAGAUGUCGUUGUUGCCACUGAUGGUGUCGGUAGCAUAUCUUGGGAAAUAGUGUCGGGGAAGAAAGAUCGACCUAUCAGCAGUAGCUACGCGAUAUACAGAGUGACUUAUCCAGUUGAGCCCGCUCUCAAAAACCCAAUCAUUGCCGCGGAAUAUGACAAUGACAAUGACCGCAUGUCAAUCUUCGUUGGCCCUGAUGCCCACAUGAUCACUAGGAGAAAAGGGCAGAAUAUCAACUGGUUCAUGGCCUACAAGGAUGAUGGAAACGCGGAUGAAAGUUGGUUAAAGUCUGCACCGGCUGAUAAAGCAUUGAAGCAUAUCACAUGCUGGACACCGCUUCUGGAAGAGCUUGUGAAGGAAACACCACACAACUCAGUCCUUGAUUGGAAGCUCUUGUGGAGGAACCCACAGCUGAAUGGGUCCCGCCUAAUGGGCGAGUCAUUAAAAUAG